CGUAACGUUUUGGCGCGCAUCCGACACCAUUUCUUUUGCAUACGCGCAUCUGUUCGCAUUCGAGAUCGGUUUGGGUUCAGUUGGUUGUUGAGUUUUUCUGGUGAAAUUUUGUUAGCUGUUACUUUAUUUGCUCAUUUAUAUCACGCUCAUUUUACAUUUAUACACAUUUACGCAAGUGUUGGAAGAAUUUUAUCAAAAUGCAACGAGAUUACGCUGCGGAUAAGGAAACCAUAAAAUCCUUUCUAGCUGAGUUUCAUAAAGAAGACGACGAUGGAAAGAAAGUGUUUGUGUAUGCUCGUCAAAUGACCAAUAUUGCCCAUCGCGAACAGGUGGGACUGACUAUUGAUUUAGACGAUGUGUCCAGCUACAAUGAUCAGUUGGCCGAAGCUAUACAGAAAAACGCCAGACGUUAUGUCAAGCUGUUUUCGGAUACUGUCUUCGAGCUUUUGCCAUCCUACAAGGAGAGAGAGGUUAUUAACAAGGACCCGUUGGAUAUUUACAUUGAACAUCGUUUGUUGAUGCAGUCCCGUACUAGAACCCCCAACGAACCAAGAGAAGCUCGAAACUCAAUUCCUGCCGAACUCGUCAAGCGAUUCGAAAUCUAUUUCAAAGCCCCAAGCGUCUCGAAAGCGGUGUCCAUUCGCGAAGUAAAAGCCGACAGCAUCGGAAAGCUUGUGACGCUUCGUGGUAUUGUUACCAGAUGUACCGAAGUGAAGCCAAUGAUGACGGUUGCUACUUAUACCUGUGACCGCUGUGGUGCCGAGACCUAUCAACCGGUAUCAUCAAUGAGCUUUAUGCCAACGGUGGAUUGCCCUUCGGAGGAUUGCCGUGUUAACAAAGCUGGUGGUCGCUUGUAUCUGCAGACUCGCGGCUCGAAAUUUAUGAAGUUCCAGGAAUUGAAGAUUCAAGAGCAUAGCGAUCAAGUGCCGGUUGGCCACAUCCCUCGCUCAUUGACUAUUAUGUGCCGAGGAGAAACCACACGAAUGGCUCAACCAGGAGAUCAUGUUGUUAUCAGCGGAAUAUUUUUACCUAUUCAACGGAGUGGAUUCAAAGCCAUGGUCUCGGGUUUGUUGAGCGAAACUUUCCUGGAGGCGCAUAGAAUAGCAUGUUUGAAUAAAUCGGAUGACGGUGACCUCAGCAACGAACUGAGUCAAGACGAGCUAACGGAAUUGGCCAAAGAUGAUUUCUACACUAGAAUUGCUAGCAGUUUGGCUCCGGAAAUUUACGGACACUUGGAUGUUAAGAAAGCUCUACUGUUACUGUUGGUUGGCGGAGUUGAUCGCAGUCCUGAUGGCAUGAAGAUUCGUGGUAACAUUAACAUUUGCUUGAUGGGAGAUCCCGGUGUGGCAAAGUCGCAACUUUUGGGAUAUAUUGAUCGUUUGGCUGUCCGUAGUCAGUAUACAACUGGUCGGGGAUCCUCCGGCGUUGGUUUGACGGCUGCGGUCAUGAAAGAUCCAUUGACCGGUGAAAUGCUCCUCGAAGGUGGGGCUCUAGUAUUGGCUGAUCAAGGAGUUUGCUGCAUCGACGAGUUUGACAAAAUGGCUGACACCGAUCGCGUUGCCAUCCAUGAAGUUAUGGAACAGCAAACGAUUUCUAUUGCUAAAGCUGGUAUCAUGACUUGCUUGAAUGCUCGCGUUUCGAUUCUAGCAGCCGCUAAUCCUGCCUACGGCCGUUACAAUCCACGUCGUACGAUUGAACAGAAUAUUCAACUGCCCGCUGCACUUCUGUCGCGUUUUGAUCUUCUUUGGUUAAUUCAGGACAAACCCGAUCGCGACAAUGAUCUUCGGUUGGCCAAACAUAUCACCUUCGUGCAUAGCCAUGGUAAACAACCACCGUCUCGCAUCAAAACGCUUGACAUGUCACUGAUACGUCGAUACAUCGCUCUUUGUAAGCGUAAAACCCCGGUAAUCACUCCCGAACUGUCCGAUUACAUUGUCAAUGCCUACGUAGAAUUGCGCCGUGAAGCUCGCAAUAAUCGUGAUAUGACUUUCACAUCGGCCAGAAACUUAUUAGGAAUAUUGCGCUUGUCGACUGCCUUGGCUCGUCUGCGGUUGGCCGAUGAAGUUGACAAGGAUGACGUGUUGGAAGCCUUGCGUCUGCUAGAAAUGUCGAAGGAUUCACUAAAUCAAACCGAGCAGAAGACUACUCACGUUCAGAACACAUCGGACAAAAUCUUCGCCCUGGUUCGUGAAUUGGCGGGUGCGAGCAAAACGGUAAAAAUCUCGGAUGUAAUGGAACGUUGCACCACCAAGGGCUACAAACCUGACCAGGUCGACGCAUGCAUCGAGGAGUACGAGGAACUCAACGUUUGGCAAGUGAAUCAGACCAGGACGAAGCUGACGUUUAUUUGAAUAAACUUUUUAAUUUGUAUUUGAUAUUGUAUCAAUAUUGUCUUGUUUCGAAUAUAAUUUUACACUAGUUAGAAAA
This is a messenger RNA of Malaya genurostris, 2427 nucleotides long. RefSeq names its product DNA replication licensing factor Mcm7 (gene Mcm7). Gene Ontology annotation, biological process: DNA replication; double-strand break repair via break-induced replication; DNA replication initiation. Gene Ontology annotation, cellular component: nucleus; MCM complex. NCBI's taxonomy places the organism in Eukaryota, Metazoa, Arthropoda, Insecta, Diptera, Culicidae. The record is from RefSeq and is a predicted model, not a curated record. The transcript has 3 exons. Gene Ontology annotation, molecular function: ATP binding; single-stranded DNA binding; ATP hydrolysis activity. Bases 198 to 2351 code for a protein of 717 amino acids.